AUGGCCGAGGCCGUCUUCCGAGAGACCGCCAAACGAAACGGCAAGGCGGACCAGUUCAAUAUCAUCGAUUCCUGUGGAACCUCAGGUUUCCAUAUUGGUGACCACCCCGACACCAGAACCCUGGAGGUGUGCAACCGAAACAACGUGCCCAUCAAACACGAGGGCCGGGCUCUGUCUGAGAGCGACUUCUACACCUUCGACUACAUUUUUGCCAUGGACAACUCGAACCUGGCCAACAUCAACCGACUCAAGCCCAAGGACUCCAAGGCUGUUGUGUCGCUAAUUGGUGCCCACCGAGAGGACAUGUCUUUCCCUGAAAUUGUGGAUGAUCCUUACUACGGCGGAAAGUCUGGGUUCCAGCGAGCCUAUGAGCAGCUGACCCACUUUUCUGAGGUGUUCCUGAAGCGUCUUGACGAAAAAUAG
This is a messenger RNA of Yarrowia lipolytica CLIB122, 423 nucleotides long. RefSeq lists its product as uncharacterized. The record is from RefSeq and is a predicted model, not a curated record. Gene Ontology annotation, cellular component: cytoplasm. Gene Ontology annotation, biological process: protein dephosphorylation. Lineage: Eukaryota; Fungi; Ascomycota; Dipodascomycetes; Dipodascales. Gene Ontology annotation, molecular function: non-membrane spanning protein tyrosine phosphatase activity; acid phosphatase activity.